AUGAAUUAUUUAACAUUUUUUAAUUCCUUUGCAUUAAUUAUAGCUUUAUGUAAUCAUACAGCAAAAUGUUUAAGAAAAAAAGAAAUCUUAAAUGGUAAUUUAAAAAUUUUAAUUGGGAAUUUAAAUGAAACUAUAACAUUAAACUGUGAUAGUUAUAAAAGCAUUCAUAUUUUAGAUGCUAGUUAUGGAAAUCCAUCUGUUGAUAAAUUUUUGAUCAAAAAAGAUUCAUUAGAUGCACCCCAUACGCUGCCGGUUGUUCAAAUGAUCUGUGAAGGAAGAACAAAUUGCGAUAUAAAUAUAAAUAACGAAACAUUCAAAAUAUUAUCUUUGAUAAAAGAUUUUCAUAAACUUAUUGUCAAAUAUUCUUGUGUAUCUAUUAAAUUAAAAACCUUUCCUUUAUACAAAAUAAAAUCCAAAAGAGGAAAUAAUUAUACAUGGAACGUUGAGUUUGAAGCAAGUGAAAUAUCAAAUAAAGGAUUAUAUCUUCAUGUUAAUGAUGUAAACGCGACUUGUGAAGCCCCUUUGCUUAAAAAAAAAUAUGUAGAUGUAAAUGAAGCAGAACAGGAAUGUAAUAACUUAAAUAAUUGUGUAUUUGUAAUUUUUAAUAAUGAUGGAUAUACAUUAUGCGAAUCAUCUUUUUAUAAAAAUACUAUAAUUCAAAAAAACUCCAAGAUUUAUAUUAAGAUGUCUUACAUUAAUGGAAACAUACCUAGGAAUUUUGAAGUGUCUCCUAAUAUACAAGGAGUUUGUGAAACUAAUGAAAUUAUAUAUGAAAUGGAUACGGCUUUGAAUUUAGAUGAUAUUUAUAAAAAAUGUAAAGAAAUUGAAUGUGAUUAUUUUACGAUGUCUACUGCUAAUGGUGUAAAAGGAGCGUCCAAAAACUUCCGCAAUUAUGCUUGGUUUUGUAAAGGAUUUCCUAAAUAUGUUUCUCAUGAAGGAUUUAUUUUUGGAAAAAAUAAUAAAAAUUUAAGAGAUCCUAUGCAAAGAAUAUUAUUCAAAGGAUAUGAGGGACCUUUACGAUGA
Plasmodium relictum is the source of this 1023-nucleotide messenger RNA. RefSeq names its product conserved Plasmodium protein, unknown function. Bases 1 to 1023 code for a protein of 340 amino acids. The record is from RefSeq and is a predicted model, not a curated record. The transcript has 16 exons. Gene Ontology annotation, molecular function: carbohydrate binding. NCBI's taxonomy places the organism in Eukaryota, Apicomplexa, Aconoidasida, Haemosporida, Plasmodiidae.